AUUUUAAUUUUUAUUGGACCUUACGUUUUAUCUUUGUUUUUAUUCUUCAAGCGCAUGCGCAUUACGAGGCCACGCCUACAUCCAACUCGUGUGUAUGUGUGCGUGUGCUUGAUCAUGGAGGUGUUGUUAGAGUUUGCUGGAACCAAAAUCCCUAUCCAUCCUAUAGAUAAUACAGAUUUAGUGAGUGAUAUUGAGGAUGAAAUCCGCAAAUAUGAGAGCACUGCAACAGUCAGCUUACAAGACACCUCUUCCAAGUAUAUACUACAGAAAUGGUCACCUAAAUGGGACUCAUUCGUCGUUGUCACUAGCGUUUAUGAUAUAGAGGAUGGAGAUAAGUUGACAGUGACACCUAGGCCUAAUGUGGUGCAAGAAACAACUAAGAAAGCAUUAGAUGUUUGUCUGUCACUUCGCAAGAAGCCCAGUGAAGAGCACCACAAAAUUUUGAAUAAGCUAUAUCCGUCACGUAAUAAUUUUCAACCUAGCACCUCAAAAUUUGACCCUUCAGACAAAAGUACAGCUGAACAUCUUCAUCAGAAAAAGAAAGGAGCAUCAGUGUCUAAUGGUGGAAGAGCUCGAUGUAUUAAAGUUGUUAUGGUUAAUGAUCCACUGUUAAAAAUUCCCCGUGGAAAAGGAAGGAAGCAGCUUGAACUAGAUGGUCGUAUAAAAACCAUUCAGGUGCGUAGAAAUAUGAAGGCAGCUGCUGUAAGGGAGUCAAUUCAUAAAUGUUUUGCUGGCCUGUCGUUUUCUAAUUAUACCUACCUUAAGUCACUGCCAAAUAAUUACUUGGAAAUUGUUGAAGGAAAACAAAGUUUAAAUGGCAGUGAGGUUAUUGAGCUCUGUGGUGGUGGCUGUCUUUAUGUUACUGAUAUAUCUAUGGAUUCAUUAUCCAGUGAUAGUAACGGUGUACAGAUCACUCAUGUUGAACCUGUUCCUCUUAUUUUUGAACCUGAGGAAAUAUUUGAGACUGAAGCUGGUAUUGAUAACAUUAUUCCUGAAGCUGGUAUUGAUAAUGGUAGUCCUGAAGCUGGUCGUGAUAAUGGUAGUCCUGAAGCUGGUCGUGGUACUCCUGAAGAUGGUAUUCUUGAUCAUAGUAUUCCUGAUGAAGCUAGUGCAAGUAUACCGAACAGGCAACAGUUAAUUGAGAGUCAAAAUGAUGCAUAUUUGGCUUCUGCAGAGUUUGAUAGAGCAAAUGAUAAUGCCAUUGCUGCUGCUCAAGAAAACAUUGAGGUAAAUGAAUCAUUACGUUUGUCUUUGCGUACAAAGUUUGAUGCAAUGGAAAAUGGGGACUACAAUCUUGCAUUCAGAUUGGCCAGUGGCUCACGAUUAGUUCAUUAUUUUCAUGAUGACACACCUUUGCAAGAUUUAUAUGGAUAUGUAUUUGCUAAGGGUGAGGUGAACCCACCAUUUUUGCUUUUCACUCAUCCUCGGAAGGAAAUACCAGUAGAUAAAAUUACUUUGCAGCAGUCAGCAAUAUGCCGUGGUUCCACUGUAGUUGUUGAGUAUGAUUCUGGUACAUAUCAGCCAUCUCUAAUUUAUGGUGAUUCUACACAACAGGACAUAUUUCAAAGCACAAGUGACAAGAAUUUCAACUCAUGUCUUGCAACAGCUGAUAAAGAGCGUCUUGAUUAUAUGUCCUCAUUAAAUCUAUGUCGUGGACUUCAUUUCAUUAAACGAGACAGUGUCUAUACUGACAUCAUGGAGCUCUACUCAAAAUCCACAAUUCUGUCUCAUUAUCCCCUUCGUUUUAAAUAUAGAGGGGAGGUGGCUGUUGAUACGGGAGGUGUGGCACGGGAUGUUUUUUCAUCCUUCUUUGAGGAAAUGUAUCUUCAUUUCUUUGAAGGUUCCACACUAGUGACACCUUCUGUUCAUCCGGGAAUCAGUUCUGAAUCACUUAGAGUCAUUGGCUCAAUUAUAUCCCAUUCUUACUUAGUUACCGGUAUUUUACCAGUACGAGUUGCAUUCCCAUGUUUGGCAGCAAUGUUAUUGGAAUGCUACAAUGAAACUAGUAUUCCAGACAACAAGUUAAUUGAUGUUCUUUUGAAUGGUCUAAGCUCGUAUGAUGCUGAAGUACUUCAAGAGGCCAAACAUCAGGUAGAAAAUGGAAACACAUUGUUUUCGGAGAAAAUUUCCAGUAAUUUAGUCAGUCUGUUCAGCUUCUAUGGUUCUAGACAGAUACCAUCCCCAUCUAAUUUAGAGAGUAUUCUUCUCCAAGUAGCAAAAUGUGAAUUUCUAUUGAAACCUGCAGCAGCUAUUCAAAUGAUUCGUUCUGGUAUUCCUGAGAUGCAUAGGAGGUUUUGGGGAAAGAUGACUGUGUCUGACCUUUAUGCUAUCUAUUCUGCUAUGUGUUCUUCACCAGAGAAGAUUUUAAUGUCUAUUGAGUCAAAUGCCAUAACUGAAACUCCUUUGCAAGAAAGGGUAUUAAUGUACCUGAGGCAAUACAUUGGCAGUGCAAGCAAAAACACAGUAUCACUUUUUUUGAGAUAUGUAACUGGAUCGUGUGUUUUUACUGGAAAGGGCAUCACUGUUAAAUUUAACUCUCUUGAAGGUUUUGCAAGGCGGCCCAUUGCUCAUACCUGUAACUGUUCAUUACAGUUACCAGUAACUUACAGCACAUAUACCGAUUUUCAAAGUGAGAUGGAUAAAAUUUUGACAAACGAGGAGUCCUUCACUAUGACAUCACUCUGACUAUUUUUGAAAUCAUUGAUUUUUUUCUUAUUUACACUGCUAGUACAAUGAUAACUGUAUUGUAUCAUUUUUUGUAGCAAUAGACUCAUUAACCAUUUCGUAUAUUAACUUUUGAGAUAUUGGAUUUUCAUUGUGUUCUUGGACCAGUAUAAUUCA
Amphimedon queenslandica is the source of this 2841-nucleotide messenger RNA. RefSeq lists its product as uncharacterized. The record is from RefSeq and is a predicted model, not a curated record. Bases 55 to 2685 code for a protein of 876 amino acids. Gene Ontology annotation, molecular function: ubiquitin-protein transferase activity; protein binding. The transcript is spliced from 10 exons. NCBI's taxonomy places the organism in Eukaryota, Metazoa, Porifera, Demospongiae, Haplosclerida, Niphatidae.